This is a messenger RNA of Pristis pectinata (smalltooth sawfish), 1350 nucleotides long. It is a transcript of the gene haao, whose product is annotated as 3-hydroxyanthranilate 3,4-dioxygenase. Gene Ontology annotation, cellular component: cytoplasm. The record is from RefSeq and is a predicted model, not a curated record. Lineage: Eukaryota; Metazoa; Chordata; Chondrichthyes; Rhinopristiformes; Pristidae. Gene Ontology annotation, molecular function: 3-hydroxyanthranilate 3,4-dioxygenase activity; iron ion binding. Bases 107 to 970 code for a protein of 287 amino acids. The transcript is spliced from 10 exons. Gene Ontology annotation, biological process: quinolinate metabolic process; 'de novo' NAD+ biosynthetic process from L-tryptophan.
UUGAAAUAGGUCUGAAAUGGUCAGAGUGCUGUGCACUUGUUAACUCUUAACGCUUAAUAUUCUGAUCAUUUAGAAGGUGGUUUUUAAAGUAGUCUAGGGCAAGGACAUGGCACUGUUCUAUAAUGUGGACAGGUGGAUUGAAGAGAAUAGAUCAAGUUUUAAUCCUCCUGUGUGCAACAAACUCAUGCACGGUGGCCAGCUAAAGGUCAUGUUUGUUGGAGGACCCAAUGAAAGGAAAGAUUAUCAUAUUGAAGAAGGAGAAGAGUUGUUUUACCAGCAGAAAGGUGACAUGUGCCUGAAGAUCCUAGAAAAAGGAAAGCAUAAAGAUGUACACAUUCGAGAAGGAGAGAUGUUCUUGUUGCCAGCACGAAUUCCCCAUUCUCCGCAGCGUCAGGCUAACACCGUUGGGCUGGUUUUUGAAAGGACUAGACUGGAAUCAGAACUGGAUGCACUCAGAUAUUAUGUAGGGAAUUCUACUGAUGUGCUGUUUGAGAAAUGGUUCUACUGUAUGGAUCUGGGCACCCAGCUGGCACCAGUAAUAAAGGAAUUUUUUGACUCUGAAGAAUAUAAAACCGGAAAACCAAAUCCAGACAAAUUACGGAAAGAACUUCCAUUUUGCAUAAACACUGUCAGUACUGUUAUGGAGCCCUUUUUGUUAAAAGACUGGCUCCGCAGCCACAGUCAAGAUAUUAAAAUGAAGCAGGUUGUGGACAUGUUCGGUGACUACUUUGAAACUCAGACAGCAGUAUUUGGGUCUGGACAAAGUGAAGACAAGGGAAAUGCAGACUCUUGGCUAUGGCAGUUGGAGGGCACAUCGCUGGUGGUAAUGGAUGGCAAAACUACCAACCUAACAGCAGGAGAUAGCCUUCUCAUACCAUUGAAGACUAAGUACACUUGGAAAAGGGCUGAAGGAACUAUCGCACUUCGUGUCAUUCAGGACCCAGCAAGGAAGAGAUCCUAUGAUAAAUGAGACACCUUAAAGCGCAGAAUGAUCUUCAUCUGUUUUACUUGAAAUAAUUUGAAAUUAAUUUUCAAUAUUGAAAACACAAAUUUUGAAUAGAUAAAUCCAUUAAUAUCCAAGGGUUUGAAAUCCCAAAAGGGACUGAAAACAAUUAGAUUAUUCUGUGGAUCACGUUGUGAACAGAAUUAUAAGAAUGUUUCAGAUAUAUUAGAUCUUAAUCAAUUUGCAACCAAAUACCUUAAUUCCAAUGAUUUCCUGGAAGUCAUUGCUUUGCUGUAAUAAUAGUGGUAUUUAAUUUUAUUAUUGUCAAUUGCAUCAUAUGCCAACUAUGUAAAUACAAAUCUCACAAUUGUAAAAUAAAAAUGUCAAAGUCUGAAAAGCAAAACAAA